UAGAAGAGGCAACAUGAAACUAUCACUCCUGUUGGGUGUUAUUUUAACAGUUGCCGCAAAUACAAUUGCGGUGAACUUUGAAAUAAAAAAUCAUUUGGGGCGGACAAUUUGGGUAGGCAUUCAGGGUAAUUCUGGAAAGCCUGCAUUAAAUAACGGAGGAUUUGUUCUAAAUGCCAAUCAAGUAAUAACCAUUUCAAGUCCUGAUAAUUGGGCCGGACGAUUCUGGGCGCGUACUUAUUGCAAUGAUAAUACAAAACAUUGCGAAACUGGCGAUUGUGGUAACAAAUUGCAAUGUAAUGGAAACGGUGGUACACCUCCCGUGACCCUAGCUGAAAUCACUCUGCGCGGUGAUGGCGGUAAAGAUUUCUACGAUAUAUCUUUGGUUGAUGGAUUCAACGUAAAGGCACAGAUUGAACCUGUUGGCGGAAGAGGUGAUUGUAGAGCGGUAAAAUGUGUCCAGCAAAUUAAUGAUGUUUGUCCGGAUGUUUUGAAAGUAAAGAAACAAGGUAACCCGUCGGAAACUAUAGCCUGCAAAAGUUCCUGCCUUCAAUUCAACACUGACGAAUAUUGUUGUCGUGGAAAUCAUAAUAAACCAGCCACAUGCAAACCCGACAAUUGGGCUGUGAAUUCCGCAAGAAUUUUCAAACAACAUUGUCCUGAUGCCUAUAGCUAUGCCUACGAUGAUAAAAAAGCACUCACUUGCAUCGCCAAUAAGUAUAUAAUUACAUUUGGUUGAUAUAUAAUCACUAUAUCACAUCACACAUGAUAUAUCACACUAUUACAACAAAGCAAUGUAGAAAUAGAAGCAUGUAGCAAAAAUGUUCAAUAAAUAGCAAGCAAUAAAUUUCA
Messenger RNA from Dalotia coriaria, 849 nucleotides. RefSeq lists its product as uncharacterized. The record is from RefSeq and is a predicted model, not a curated record. Lineage: Eukaryota; Metazoa; Arthropoda; Insecta; Coleoptera; Staphylinidae.